GGCUGGUGGGCCAGAGCUCCUGGCUGCAGGAGAGUCUGCUCCGGCUGGUGGCCUCUCACAGUAACGCAGCCACAGCCUACCAGUGCGCCCUGGACCUCUCCUUGCCCGAGGAGCGGCUACCGGCUUUCGUCGCUGCGAAGGUCCACCAGCUCAAGCUGCGGGGGAGGAUGAUCAAGGUGGACCGGAGACUGGAGGAGCCCCACGACGCCCGGAAGGAAAAGUAUUAUCAGCUGUCCAUCCCCAGGGAGAAUAUCCACCUGCUGGCCUCCUGGGAGGACCUGGCCGGGCAGGAGGCCCGGCCUGCUGCAGGUGGGUACCCAGCUGGCUCUUGCAGCAUGCCGCUGGCGGGAGCCACCGUGUCCGGGAUUCUGGGUACUGUGUGUCCCGGCCGAGUGGUUGGAGUGGACGUGGAGUGCGUGCUUUCGUUUGUGACCGAGGACAGGCACCAGAUGUCACUCGUGCAGGUGGCCGAUGAGGACCAUGUGUUCCUGCUCGAUGUGCUGGCGCUCCUGCAGCCACCAGGGGGGCAGGGGGCACAGGCCUUCUCCCGCAUGGUCCGGCUCUUCUCAGAUGCCUCCAUCACUAAGCUGGGUUAUGGCUUGGCAGCAGACCUGCAGCAGCUGGGCACUGUCUGUCCCUCCUUGGUCGGCAUGGAGAAGCAGAUCUGUAGCAUUGUGGACCUGCAGCCUGUGCACAAUCAGAUGCAAGAGAUGGGUGUGGCGGUGCCCACCACAGGGGACAGGACAACGAGUCCACGCGGCCUGAGCCUCCUGGUACAGCAGGUGCUGGGUACACCCCUGGACAAAACAGAGCAGCUCUCCAACUGGAGCCGGCGGCCGCUCCAGGAGUCCCAGCUUCUCUAUCUGCUGAUGCCUACUGCCUGCUGGAGGUGUACCAUGCCCUGGGCAGAGGCCUCCCGCCCUUCCCCCACCAGAGGGCCCUGGGGCCGCAGCCAGACACCUGUGAGCAGCCAGAGGCCAGGGCCCCAGGGUCCCAGACCAUCAGAGGCCACAGCAGCACCGGGGCAGGUCCCCGUGUGCACCGAGGAGGGUGCCGCUGCCCCUCAGGUCGCUGCCCGGGCCUUCCGCGUGGUCUGCGACAGCAUGCUGCAGGGACUGGCACGGAGCCUGCGCUCCCUAGGUGUGGACGCAGUUGUGCUGGGCGACCGUGAGGACCACAGCCAGCUGGCUGAGAUCGCCAGGCGAGAAGGACGGGUCAUCCUGACCUCAGGGACGCCUUACCACAAGCUCCAAGCACAGGUGGCUGCUGCGCGCUGCCUGUCCAUCAACUGCUCACUGAAGGCCCGGCUGCAGGCGAAGGCCGUGCUCCAGCACUUCAACAUCCGGGUCACCCACGCGGACAUCUUCAGCCGCUGCCAGGCCUGCAAUGGUGACGAGUACCUGAAGAUCUCCAAGGCCUUGAUGAUGCAGCUCAGCGGCCAUCCACAGAGUCCCGGCGGCACGGGUGGUGGAGCUGCCCAGAGUAAGGACAAGAAGCCAGGCAGAGGCUCAGAAGCAGCUCCUGGCGGCUGCGCCUGUGACCCCCCUUGCAGCUGGCUGGCACUGGAGGACCUGCAGGCCAGCACCCCUGCCACUCUGGGCAACGGCACCCGGCUGCAGCUGGCAGGGGGUCCCAGAGGGUGUGCUGAGGAGGCCUGAGCUGCAGCACUUCUAUUGCUGUACGCGCUGUGGGAAGAUCUUCUGGGAGGGGUCCCACCGGGGCCCCGCGUCGCCCUGCACUUCCAGGACUUCCUGGAGGAGGCCCCCCGCCCCGCCUCCGCCCCUUCCGAGGGCCUGGCAGCCAGAGGCUGUGGGACAAUAAAGAGAACAUGACCAAUGGCCAGGCACCAGUGGCUCGCGCACACCUGCAAUCCCGGCUACUCGGAGGCUGAGAUCCGAGGAUCUCGGUUCAAAGCCAGCCCGGGCAGAAAAGGCCAUUCAACUCAUAUCUCCAGUU
This is a messenger RNA of Perognathus longimembris pacificus (Pacific pocket mouse), 1956 nucleotides long. RefSeq names its product exonuclease mut-7 homolog. Gene Ontology annotation, biological process: nucleobase-containing compound metabolic process. Gene Ontology annotation, molecular function: 3'-5' exonuclease activity; nucleic acid binding. NCBI's taxonomy places the organism in Eukaryota, Metazoa, Chordata, Mammalia, Rodentia, Heteromyidae. The record is from RefSeq and is a predicted model, not a curated record.